AUGUUGAAAGCAAUUAAUAUCAAUUAUUUUAAAGUGAGCACUACUUCUAUAUUAAUUCGUACUUUUCAUACCUCGCGACCUACCUUUAGGGUGAUAAUCAGACAACCUUUAAGAACUAAAGAAGCAUUAACAUUUAAACAAAUUAUUCGUGAAUAUACAAAACCUUCAUUUAAAAUUUCAAAAGAUGUGACUAAACAACAAUCUCCAUCACCAUUACCAACAAAUCCUGUUUCUCGACCUCCUGCUGCCACCGAUACAAUUCCAAAAUCAGCACUACAAUCAUCUGCUGAUUGGCAUAUUAUAAAAAAUUUGACAAGGUAUAUAUGGCCAAAGGAUAAUUUAUCUAUUAAAAUCCGUGUUGUUAUGGCAUUAUCUUUGUUAGUAGGCGGAAAGAUUUUAAAUGUUCAAGUUCCAUUCUUGUUCAAAAAUAUUAUUGAUUCUCUAAAUAUGGAUGCAAGUCAAUUUGGAACAGUUUGGACAGUUGCUGGUGCAAUGAUUAUUGGCUAUGGUUUGGCAAGGGGUUGUGGGACACUUUCUCAGGAACUUCGUAAUGCAAUAUUUGCCAACGUGGCUCAAAAGGCAAUUAGACAAGUAGCAAAGAAUGUGUUUUAUCAUUUGCAUCGAUUGGAUUUAAAUUUCCAUUUAUCAAGACAAACAGGAGGAUUAAGUAGAGCCAUUGAUCGCGGAACAAAAGGAAUAAGUUUUUUGCUUUCUUCAAUUGUUUUUCACGUUUUGCCGACCGCGUUUGAGAUUUCUGUAGUUUGUGGAAUUUUGUCAUAUAAAUUUGGAACAGACUUUGCAGCAGUUGCAGCUACAGCAAUGGCAACUUAUACUUUUUUUACUAUUAAAACAACCUCAUGGCGGACAAAAUUCAGAAAAGAGGCAAAUAAAGCUGAUAACGAAGCAGCGACAGUAGCAGUUGAUUCAUUGCUCAAUUAUGAGGCCGUCAAAUAUUUUAAUAAUGAAAAUUUUGAAACUGAACAAUAUGACAAAGCUUUACAUAAAUAUGAGAAAGCAUCUUUAAAAAUUGCAACUUCCCUGGCAUUCUUAAACUCUGGGCAAAAUUUUAUAUUUAGUAGUGCUCUUACUGGGAUGAUGUUUUUGGCAGCAAAUGGUAUCAUCGAAGGAACAUUGACUAUUGGUGAAUUAGUAAUGGUUAAUCAACUUCUAUUUCAAUUAUCGUUACCUUUAAAUUUUCUUGGCUCAGUCUACAGAGAAUUAAGACAAAGUUUGAUUGAUAUGGAUGUUAUGUUUAAUUUACAACAAUUGAAUGUGACAAUCAAGGAUUCGCCUCAUUCAAAACCUUUAGUUUUUAAAGGUGGAGAAAUUAGAUUCGAAAAUGUGGUAUUUGGCUAUCAUUCUGACCGUCCAAUUUUUAAGGGAGUGAAUUUUGUAGUACCUUCAGGCAAAAAAAUUGCAAUUGUAGGACCAAGUGGAUCCGGAAAAUCAAGUAUUUUGAGAUUAUUAUUUCGUUUUUAUGAUCCACAAAAUGGCAAUAUUUAUAUAGAUGGACAAAAUAUCAAGGAUAUUAAAUUGGAAAGUUUAAGAUCAAAUAUUGGCGUGGUUCCUCAGCAAUCGCUUUUAGAAAAUAUACGAAGCAUUCUUCGAGGAAGUCAGAAAACAAGUGUAUUUGUUGCACAUAGAUUAAGAACUAUUGUUGACGCAGAUGAAAUUAUUGUAUUAAAAGAUGGCGUAAUAAAGGAACGUGGACCUCAUGAUAAACUUAUUCAAAAAGAAGAUGGAAUUUAUAGAGACAUGUGGUUUACCCAAGAAAAGACAUCAACUAAUUAA
Molecule: messenger RNA, 1791 nt
Organism: Entrophospora sp. SA101
Lineage: Eukaryota; Fungi; Glomeromycota; Glomeromycetes; Entrophosporales; Entrophosporaceae
Source: the annotation of a GenBank genome assembly